This is a messenger RNA of Manis javanica (Malayan pangolin), 3041 nucleotides long. NCBI's taxonomy places the organism in Eukaryota, Metazoa, Chordata, Mammalia, Pholidota, Manidae. The record is from RefSeq and is a predicted model, not a curated record.
UGCAUAGAGGAAACUGCCCAAAGUGGCCGCUGUGGAGGAGUUGGCGGCGGCGAGGGGGGCGUGCGCCGGGAUCCGCUGCUGCCCCGAGGCCGAGCCCCGCGCCUCGCCGGCCUCGUGCCUUGGGCUCUCCCGCGCGCCCAGCCCGCGUCCGCAGCUCUGCACCGCCCACUCGGAGAGCCCACGCGCGACCCGCGCGCCAUGAGCCCGGGCCGGUGCGCCGGCGGCGACGCGCGCAAGGGCGGCCCCGCGGGCGGCGGCGGGGGGCGCCCCGGGACGGCGGCCGGGGCCUGGGCGCUGAGCGCGCUGUGCCUGCUGCUCUCCGUGGGCGCGGCGGCCGCCUGCCUGCUGCUGGGCGCCCAGGCGGCCGCGCUGCAGGGCCGGGUAGCGGCCCUGGAGGAGGAGCAGGAGCUGCUGCGGCGCGGGGGGCCGCCGGGCGCUCUGGCCGCCUGGGCCGAGCCGCACCUGGAGCGCCUGCUGCGGGAGAAGUUGGAGGGACUAGUCAAGCUCCGGACAGUUCGGGAAGUGCCGAAUGAGUGUGUCUGCCCCCCAGGCCCCCCUGGACGGCGUGGCAAGCCUGGAAGAAGAGGUGACCCCGGUCCUCCCGGGCAGUCGGGACGAGAUGGCUACCCGGGGCCACUGGGUCUGGAUGGCAAGCCUGGACUGCCAGGCCCCAAGGGGGAAAAGGGCAUACCAGGAGACUUUGGCCCCCGGAUGGCUUUCCCAUGGCUCAAUCCGGGCUUUAUAAAUAAAGACUAUCACAUGUACAAUCGCCGCGUCCUCAAGGGAGACCAAGGUCAAGAAGGAGCUGCUGGGCCUCCGGGGCCCCCUGGAUCCCCUGGGGCCCGGGGCCCUCCUGGUGAUACUGGAAAAGAUGGCCCCAAGGGAGCACAAGGCCCAGCGGGUCCCAAAGGAGAGACUGGAGAAGAUGGCAAGAUGGGCCCAAAGGGAGUCCCGGGGCCCAAGGGGGAUGAUGGGAGUCCAAGCCAGCCAGGGUUCCCUGGACCCCCAGGGCCCAAGGGCGAGCCGGGCAGCCUGGGCCCUCGAGGAGAGAAUGGUGUGGAUGGUGCCCCAGGCCCAAAGGGGGAGGCCGGCCAGCAAGGCACCGAUGGAGCCCCAGGGCCACGGGGUCCCCCGGGCCUCAAGGGAGAGCGAGGAGACACCGUGGUGAUUGACUAUGACGGCAGGAUCUUGGAUGCCCUUAAGGGUCCCCCCGGGCCACAGGGCCCCCCAGGGCCCCCAGGGACCCCCGGAGCCAAGGGCGAGCUCGGAUUGCCUGGUGCCCCAGGAAUUGAUGGAGAGAAGGGUCCCAAAGGACCAAAAGGGGACCCAGGAGAGGCUGGGCCACGUGGACCCAAAGGGGAAGCAGGCGAGAUGGGUCUGUCGGGCCUCCCGGGCACCGACGGCCCCAAGGGGGAGAAGGGAGACCCUGCAUCCGACAAACUAAAGGAGAGCCUGGCCCAGGUCAUAGUGGAGCCGGGGCCCCCCGGCCCCCCUGGUCCCCCAGGCCCCAUGGGCCUUCAGGGAAUCCAGGGUCCCAAGGGCUUGGAUGGAGCAAAGGGAGAGAAGGGUACGGCAGGCGAGAGGGGUCCCAGCGGCCUGCCCGGGCCAGCUGGCCCACCAGGCCUUAUUGGGCUGCCAGGAACCAAAGGAGAGAAGGGAAGACCUGGGGAGCCAGGACUAGAUGGUUUCCCUGGACCCCGAGGAGAGAAAGGUGACAGGAGCGAGCGCGGAGAGAAGGGGGAGCGAGGUGUCCCCGGCCGGAAAGGAGUGAAGGGCCAGAAGGGCGAGCCAGGACCGCCAGGCCUGGACCAGCCAUGUCCUGUGGAGAAUCCUAAAUGCGGAGGCAAGCGAGGGGCGCCGGGCUCCAGGGGCCUGGCACGGGGCAGCGGGCUCUGCCCUGUGGGCCCCGACGGGCUGCCCGUGCCUGGCUGCUGGCAUAAGUGAUCCCAGGCCCCAGCUCACAACCUAUACAGAUCCGUGUGGACGUUUUUAAUUUUUGUAAAAACAAAACAGUAAUAUAUUGAUCUUUUUUCAUGGGAUGCAACAUCUGUGGACUUUUAACAUUUGAGAGUCUGCCCGGCCCAGCCCUGGAAUGAUCUGCAUGUGAAGCAGGCGGAAGAGGAUACACGCCGAUCGGGGAGAACUGUGUACUUGGGGGGCACGUGCAGGACUUGGCUUUCCCUGGAGGGAGACGAAGGUGGAAGUGCCCGGCUCAGGAGAGGCUGCAAAGACGCCUGCCAGCUUGGGCCUCAGUCACCUGAUUAGCAGAGGGAAUCUGGCCACCCCACAGCCCUGCAAGAGCCUGUCCCUGAAGCUCCAGACCCCCGGGGCCCACCUCAUCCAAAAAGGCAAAGGCUUGGACAGCUGAUGCAGCUGCCCCCAGCUUCCCUGGCCUCUGGCCUCAGCCUCAGCCACAGCCAGCUUCCCACCCGCAGGACCCUCUGGUACUGGAUUCACCAGGGCAGGACAAGACUCCUGCCCAGCACAGGCCACAGGACGCUGGAAGCUGUGGGAAGCGCCCCAGGUGGAUCUAGUUCCCACCAAGUUCAGUAGGCCUCCAGAAGCCAGCCUGCCAUGAGAACACCUGUCCUCUGGCCCCAAGUAGAUGCCAAGCACUGUGAUUGCCAACACAUGGACCAGGGAGCCCUGUGAUCUCUAAGUUUGGAGGACAGCAGGUCCUCGAUGGAAGUGGCUGCUGCUCCCUGUCUCCAUGCCACCCAUAGCAGAGAUGUGAUGGGACUACGCCAGCCCAAGGAGGCGUGCCUCCAGCUCUGAGUUUGGGUCUCACAGGCUGCAAGUGUCCCACGCAGAACUGGCCAGCCUUCCAGAAAUGGUGUGCGUGUGAGCCGUGAGACAGAGCCUCAGGGCUGGUACCUGGCCGACCUGGGCAUGGGCCUGCAACCUAAGCAGCCAGUGCACUAAGGAGAGGCAUCCCCACCUCUGUCUGACAAGGGUUCCCAGCCACCAGCUCCAGUCCAGCUACUUGCCUCCCUUCUGUGUAGAUGGAUGUCGCUGAGUGUAAUAAACCACCCAUGUGUGUC